Molecule: messenger RNA, 13061 nt
Organism: Lytechinus variegatus (green sea urchin)
Lineage: Eukaryota; Metazoa; Echinodermata; Echinoidea; Temnopleuroida; Toxopneustidae
Product: AT-rich interactive domain-containing protein 1B-like
Exons: 18
Coding region: 346-8544 (2732 amino acids)
Biological process (GO): regulation of transcription by RNA polymerase II; positive regulation of DNA-templated transcription; chromatin remodeling
Cellular component (GO): SWI/SNF complex; nucleoplasm; brahma complex
Molecular function (GO): DNA binding; nucleosome binding
Source: RefSeq, a predicted model, not a curated record
GAUAAUUUAUCAAGAAUAAAAAUGGGGGUAGAACAAAUGAGAAACACAUCAUUUUCAAUGAAAUUUAUACCUCUCGGCGCAUGAAUUUUCGUAACAAAAUUUUUGCAAAUUCACCUAAUACACUUCCAUAGGCUCCUACAAUAAAUAAGGGAAUAUAUGCGCGUGAUAAGGACUUCCCGAUGGUAGACUAAGUUUUCUAUGUUAUUCUCUAAAUCGCACUUAGAAAACACGUGUGCGGAUCGAAGAAGCGCACAAACUGAUAUCUAUGUUUUCUUAUUAGGAAUGGAACAUUGGGGUUGGCGCCCAAUGGAACGCACAUUCAAGCUUUGUGUUCCGUAGAACAGCAUGGCAACAGAGGUUGCUGCAAAUGUCAAUUGUGAUGAAGAAAUUACAGCACUGGGCCGUGUCCAACAAGCGAGAGACGACACAAUGGAAAAUGCAGACAGGCCUUCUGAAUUCAACACAACCGGGAAGGGAACGCAACCUCAUGACCCCAGCAGCGGCGGAGGACACGGAGGAGUACCCGGUCCUAUAGCUGAUGGGCAAGUAGGAGUAAGAAUUAAUAAUUCUAUGGAUUCUCAUGGUCAGCAAUCGAUGAAUAUGUCGAAGGAUGGUAAUGUGACAAAGACGCCAAACUGCAACUCAACAGGCCAGUCAGACGGCGUGCUUCCGCAAGCGGGUCGUCCAAACGCAGGCUCGUACAACGGGCCAAGUCCAAACGUUGAUCCCUUUUCUAGCGGUGCUUUACCUCAAUACAUGGAGAAUAGCAGUGGUAAUAAACAAGCGUCUUUUGGUCAAGAUGGUUAUGGUGGUGGAUAUUUUGGAAAUAGAAACAAUGGAGGGUAUGGAAUGAACCAACAUGGCGGACCUGGUAUGACAGGAAAUGCAAACUCUGGUGCUGGAGCCCCAAAUCAAGCCAUGGCACACACAAGCACAUACAAUCAGUUUGAUGGGAAUAUGAACUCCAGGCCAGGAUACCCAAAUAUGUCAAAUCGCAGUGGAAUGGGCUCACCGAUGGGCCCAGGCAGUUCGGCCGCUUAUGGCAGCUCACACAAUCCACGAGCGUAUGGGCCAGGAGACCGAAUCUCGAGCACAGCUCCAACUCUUUCACAACUUUUACAAGGACAAAAACACCCUACUCACAGUUUUUCAGGAAAUUUUUCAGGGCACAGUGAUGUGAGCCCAGGAAAGGGACCUGAUGCUGGUUCGAUGGGAAUGAUGGGACAAGGAGGUCCUUAUCAAUCUCAGUGGCCCAAUAGAGGCCAAAUGCAACAUCCAAUGGGACCAUAUGCUCAACGCAGUCAGAUGGGAAUGAUGCCUGAUGGUCAGAGCCCUAUGCAGAAGAGACCAUAUCCUGGUGGCCCUCCUGGACCCUAUCAGAAUCAGUAUGGUGGCCGCCAGUUCUCGGGCAUGUCACCUCAGAUGUACCCCAACCCAAUGUAUCCUGGUAAUCGGUCAUACAAUGCACCUGGCGGUGGCACCAGUGGUGGGGGCAGCAGUGGUGGUGCUAGUGCCGGUAGUGGUCAGUUUCCUCAACAGAUGUCCCCUCACUAUGGUCUAACAAGCCAGUCGCAAGGCACCAACUACAGUUCUCCUUCGGGCUACUCGCCUCAGGGAGAUGGUAGCGGUGACGGCAACAGUGUUUGGGGACCACCCUCCCAAUCCAUGCAACACCAAGGACCACAAUCACAAAUGUGGAACCAACAGCCACAGCCACAGCAAAACAUGGUUCAUUCUCCCCAUCCCCAGCAACCACAAUCACAACAACCAUCACCACAUUCUGGGCCACAGUCCCAACAAAGUAACCAACCCAAUCAGCCACCACAGUCACAGACUGGUCCUGGGGAAACCCAGCCAACACCGCCUGCACAACCACAACAACAACAACAACAAGAGCAGCGGCAACAGCAGGAGCAACGGCAACAGCAGCACCAAACAUCACAACCUCAACAAAACCAAAACCAACAACAACCCACUUCCUCUCAGCAACAAAGGAACUUCCCAAGUAGUAGAAGUAGUAACAGCAACCAACAAUCUGCAUCAUCGCAGAAUUCGUCAUCUUCAUCAUCGUCCAAUAAGGCAGAUGGUUCAAUGAAUAGACCGCCAAGCCUACCAGACCUAUCAGGAUCAUUAGAUGAUCUUCCUACAGGAUGUGACUUCAACAGCCAGUCAUCGACUUCAUCAGGAGGGGCAGCAGCAGCGACAACGACUGGUUCAACAGCGGGCAACUCCAGCAGCCAUGCCACCGCCAACACAAGCAGCAGCUCUACCAACCAUAGUGGAAGUGGGGGUUCAUCCACGUCUACCGCUCCACCCCUCUCUCCCGCCACCUCAGUGCAUUCGGUACACUCGCCCCAUGUGCAUCCUUCUGUCACGGCCCUCAGACCUUCCCCUUCACCUGUAGGAUCACCUUCAAGCCAUUUAUCACGCUCUUCUCAAUCGCCAGCUAGUGUUCAUGGUGGGUCAAUGACACCUCAGCCAUCUCAGCCCCCUUCAAACACACCGGAAGCUCCUUCACAGACACCACCAUCAGCUUCAGCAGAUAGCAGAGGAUACAAUCAGCAUGGGAUGAACUGUGGUAAUAGCAGUGGUACUGGUGGUUCCGCACAAAAGCCCCCUCCUUACAAUAGCCAGCAAGGACCUGCGUCCAAAUUGCCUUCCCAGAAUCCUUCAGGUGGGAUGGGCGGGGGCCCGCCCCAGUAUUGGGGCUACCAGGGCCAAGGUGGCGCUGGUGGCACUGCUGGUGGUUACUACAACCAAAAUAUGAGUCAUUAUAACCAGCAAGGUAACUAUGGAAGGCAGACAGGGCCACAGGGAUAUGGUGGUCAUCAUGGCAAUGUACCGAGCUCUGCACCAAACAACUCUGGCAACAUGAGCUAUGAGCAACGGAUGCGAAACAAUAGUAGUGGUAGCAGUGGUGGGGGUAGUGGUAUGAAUAUGGAAAACAACUCUCAACAUAGUGGAUACAACUCAAGCAACAUGUCCAAUGCUAGCCAUGGGAUGGGAGCUAACAACCAAUCUGGACCUAACAACAUGAGCCCAAAUGUAGCACGUGGUGGACCAGGCAUGAGCCCUACGUAUGGAUAUGGACCAAAUGCUCAAGGGCAGAUACAUAGGACAGAUAACAUGGGCUCUGGCCCUUCUCCUGGACUUUCCCCCGGUCCGUCUCCAGGACCUGGUGGUGCGGGGGUCGGUGGAGGAGCUCAGGCAGCAGCUGCAGCUGCUGUUGCUGCCGCAGCAAACUCUGCCCACCUCAACAAGAGGAACCAGUACCCUUUGAACCAGCAGAUGCAAGGACAGCAACCGCCUACACCCCUCCCCAACCAGCAGCAGGGUUCAUUUCCCCAAUCCUUUCCCCAGCAGCAGCAGCAGCAGCAGUGGAACCAGCAGUCGUUUAGGCAACAUCAACAGUACAGCCAGGGCAAUGGUCCCCCGUUUUCUGGUGGUGUGCCACCGACAAGUGCAGACCAAACAAACUUUAACCAAAUGCCUUCUUCAGUGCCCAAUGAUGCUAUGCAUGGUUACAUGCAUCCUAGUUCUGGUAACCAGAUGCCUCCUCAUACAGCUGCAACUACAAUAGCCAAUACUAAUUCUGGAAGCAACAGUACGUCAGUAACCCAGAGUAUCACAACUCCAGUAGCAUCCUCUGUCAGCUCACUCACACCAAGCACGGCUAGCGAAUCGAGUAGAGAUGCCGGCACUCCUGGAACACCUCAUUCGAUUAUCAAGGAGGAAAAUGUAUUGUCCAGACCUCCAUCAGUUCAUUCCAGACCGUCACCUUUAGCUUCACCUGGGGCGAUGAGUAAAUCCUCCCAGGAAGACAUGGCUAAUACCCCUAGCCCUGGGAUGGGUAUGCAACAGGCAUCAGGACCAGGACAUCCACCACAGCCACAUCAGCCACACCAACCUCCCCCUCCCUACCCUGGUAUGUACCACCAACAACAUCAGUCCCUUCCCCACCCCCAGCAUCACCCGCCACAACACAUGCAGCAGCAGCAACAUCAUUCACAUCAACAGCAGCAUCAUCCUGGCCAACAGCCACCAACACCACAACAUCCUGGCCAGCAUCCACCUCCGCAACAUCCUGGGCAGCAGCCGCCGUACUCGCAACAGCCACCAACUCCGCAACAGCAACAAGGAGCUGCUCCGGUCACUCCACAACCAGCACCUACCCCCAAAACUACGGCAUCUUCAACAACGACAACCACCACUUCGAAGUCGAAGAAGGGUCAAUCGCAGGAGCCUGCUAGUAAACUUACCAGUCUGAACUUGCCUAAAAAGUUGUACAAGCUGUACGAGUUGUGCCCUCACCCGGAGAGACGUGCUUUUCUGGAUCGUCUCUUCAAGCUAAUGGAGGAUAGGGGCCAGCCCAUCCGCACCAUGCCACAGAUCAGCAGUCACGUCCUGGAUCUCUUCAAGCUCUACAACACUGUCAAAGAUAGGGGUGGUGUUAUCAAGGUGUCGAAGAGCAAGCAAUGGAAGCAGAUUGCAAUUGAAAUCUCUGUAGGCAACUCCAACAGUGCGGCCUUUACAUUGAAGAAGAACUACAUCCGUCACCUGCUGGCGUAUGAGUGCCUCUUUGAUAGGGGUGGUAUAGACCCACAGCAGAUCCUGGCAGAGAUUGAUACUACCUCCACAAAGAAGUCAAAGGACUCUUCAUCAGCAGCAGCGGCGGCAGCAGCAGCAGCAAUGAAUCAUCACCCCAAUCCUAGCGAUCCCUACUCGCAGUUUGGUCCUCAGGGAGGCAAGCCAGGCUUUCCACCCAUGCCCAACCAGAUGCACGGCUACGGCCCGCCCUCCAUGUACGGAAACAACAUGGGGCCCAUGGGUCCACAUAUGGGUCCACGUCCGAACAUGCCCAACAGCAACGUCCCUGGGAACAUGCAUCCGGGAGGCCCAGGCGGGGACAUGUCAGCUAACAGCGUGAUGGUGUGUGACCCUUUUGCGGAUAUGGACUAUCAGCAUGGAGGGCAGCAGCAGCAACAGCAACAAGGACCUUACCCGGGACAAAAUGCAAUGAAUGGUUCAUUCCCGCCCAACAGCCAUGCUGCCAUGAACCACCAGUUUAAUAGGAACAAUAUGGGAGGAGGGCCACCCAGUGGUCCGGGGGCCUCGGGCGGAGGAAACAAUAUGCCCUUUGGAGGACCUCCAGGGCCUGGAGAGUCUGAUCCGUAUUCCAUGCCAAACAGGAACAUGCCUUGCAACGACCCAUACGCAAUGAACAGCUACACGAGAAGGGGUAACAUGGAUCCCUACAGUGGCGGAGGUGGUGGUGGUGGUAGUGGAGGAGGAGCAGGUGCUGGCCAGGGAUCUGGUCCGAUGAACCAGGCCAAUGCUGGGCAGUAUGCUGGAGGAAACCACCCACCUGGUGCUCCGAACUUUGAUCAAAACAGGUAUAGUGCAUCACCUACAACGCACAUGACACCAAGUCCUAAUCAAGGACCACCAUCAUCGGGUCAGUCUAUGAUGCCUCCAUUCUCCAGUUCCUCCACACCAGACCCACAGCAGCAGCCUCCAUUUACUUCCCGCUUUGGCUCCAGCUCUAGGCCUACCACACCCAGUGACUCUCAUACCUCGGCUUCCUCAUCCCCAUUCCUUCCCCCGCCAUAUUCUGCAGCUGGGCCUUCACCGGCUAAGCAGUCUCAAGGACAGCAGCCACCUGCAACGAGUCAGGCCAGCCCGAGUGUUCCACCAUCUCAACCCGCCCAGUCCCAGCAGCAGCAGCAGCAAAUGCCGCAAAAGCCACCAACCCCAACCCCUACCCCGCCAAAAGGUCAAACCCCUCCACAGCCUUCACCACAGUCUGGGCCUACUUCCCAACCAUCAGGACCUCCUGCUCCAGGCCAGCAGCAGCAGUCACAGUCUGGUGGUAUGCCUCCAUCAAGUCAGCCUCCUCCACAGUCUUUUGGCAAUGAUCCAAUGAGAAUGAAUUUUCCCCAGAAAAGACCAAGUGAUGUCUUUCCACCACCCCCUAAGCGGCCAGACUUCAUGGGGCCAGGCCAGCACACCGGUGAUGGGAGCCACGGCAGUGGACCAGGCUUCCAUGGUAUGCCUCCUUACAGCUCGCAGCAGGGAAACUUCUCCCAGGGUGGGUACGGCAGCAGCGACAGGCCCAUGGGCCCAAGCUCGUUCCCGCCCGUGUACAACGACAGACAACAAUCACCACACCCCCCUCAUGGCCCUGCCCUAGGUAAUCCUGUAAACUCCUACCACCCGCCGUUUUUCAAUGAACCCGGACCCUGGCCAGCAUCUAGUUCAGGUAUGGAUGGUCCACCCAUGGACAUGUACAACCAGAGACACGCCCCUACCCCUUCACCUCGCAAUAUCCCUGGUCCAGGCCCUCCUAUGAGGGAACCAGGCUGGCUCAAUUCUAACUAUCCCUUUCCCUCUGAUCAAGGUGCUAAGCGAGACGGGAUUCCACCGGAAGGAUACGGCAAAGGCAUGCCUCCACCACCGGCCUCCAGCCACUCUGGUCUUGGUCCAUCUCCAUCCUGGGGCAGCGUACAACAGCGUCCACCAGGUAGCAUGAUGAAUCAGAGUCCAUUCACCGGGGCCCGGACGCUCCACUCUGUCCUCACUCAGGGAAUGCCACCUCGUGGUAGCAGUCAUCACCCGCAUCCCAUCUCCAGCAUGCAGGGAAUGAAGCCUCCUCAUAAACCACAGCAACCUGUGUAUGCAUCAUCACAGCAGAAAAAAGAGAUGACUUUCCCCCCAGAUUCAGUAGAGGCAACUCAACCCAUAAUUGUCAAGACCAAACGCAAGACAAGUAAAGAUAUUGGUGCUGUGGAGGCUUGGAAACUGAUGAUGUCCCUGAAGUCAGGCUUGUUGGCAGAGACCACCUGGGCUCUAGAAGUUCUGAGUGUCCUACUCUUUGAUCACCACACCGUGAUGUACUUUGAUCUCAAGCAAAUGAAAGGACUCUUGGAGAUUGUCUGUGAACAUUACAGAGCCCUCCUUAUUGAGAUGUUUGGUUGCUUUGAAGAUCUUGAAAUAAGGACUAAAAGCCAAUUGGAACGUCGCAUCCAAUCUUCAAAGACUGAGGUCAAGGAAGAAAUCAAAGAAGAGGUUCAGGACGAGGAGCGUGAUGAGGAGAAGCUUGAAGACAAUGUGGUAGAGAAUGAUAUUGAUAUUGAUAUUAAUGGAAAGUGCACAAAUGAUAAGACUGAAGCAGAGCUUCUUGCGGAAGCAGCCGACUGUGCUGAUGUGGAGAGAUUGCGUGGUGUUGACAAAACAAAACCCAUCAAGUUUGAUGGGGUACAAAGCGGAUACUUCUGCAACCAGCAAGAAUGGGACGUGCACGAAGGGUUCGAUGCUGGUUCGUUACAUUGGCAGGAAGGCGGAGGAGAAAUGACCAAACAUAUUUUGCGUGUUUUUGAGAGGAUUGAAUCGGACGAGGACAAAGAGAAUAGUGAUGCAAGACGGACCACAAUAGAGUGGUUAACACAUUGUAGUGAAGAAUUGAAGGCAAUCAGAGACUUCGAUGUUGUAGAGGAAGAAAAGCAUGUAAUAUAUGUUUCUGAAUCUCAGAAAAAGAAAGGGGAGGUCGUACUGGAAGAUGAAGAGCAGUUUGUCAAUGAUACCCCUUCACUGGUGACAACAUCUGAUAUGCAAACUGCAUUUGGACAACGCUGUGUCUGUGUUUCCAAUAUAAUCAGGAGCUUGUCAUUCAUACCUGGUAAUGAUCUUGAGAUGGCUAAACACCCAGGUCUCAUCACAGUGCUUAGUCGCAUCCUUCUUCUACAUCAUAGUCAUCCACGCAGGAAAGAGCUGCCCCAAACUUAUGACCGUGAUGACCAGGAAGACUUGGAUCUAGAGUGCCCUAUUACCAACUCUCACAGAUGGUGGUGUGAACACCUAGAGUGCAUGCGGGAAAAUGCACUUGUUACCAUCACCAACUUGGGUGGUGUCCUGGACAUGUCAAAAUAUGUUGAAAGUGUGACUCUACCUAUGCUAGAUGGACUUCUGCAUUGGGCAGUGUGUGUGUCGGCCUGUGCUCUUGAUCCGUUCCCAACCAUGUCUAGUGACUCUCCCCUAACCCCUCAGAGAUUAGCUAUUGAAGCUCUUGCAAAGCUCAGCAUCCAAGAGAAUAAUGUGGACAUGAUCCUUGCCACUCCGCCGUUCCACAGACUCGAGCGCCUCUAUGCCACCUUGACCCAGUACCUCGGUGAACGUUCAGAUCCUGUCAUGCGGGAGCUCUCGUUAGUCCUUCUCAGCAACAUUGCUAGGUCAGACAUGACGGCUAGUCGUGCCAUCGCCACCAAGAACUCUGUUGUCUCGUUCCUCUUGCGCUACAUUGAGGACAGCGAGUACACCAUGUCAUGUGAGAAGAACCCGCCUCACAUGAUAAACCCUGAUCUAGCGAAGCCCAGUCAUGACAUGAUGCGUAGGGCUGCUGAUGCUCUUGCAAGCUUGGCUCGAGUCCCAACCAACAAGGCGCUCUUCCUUCAGCAUCAGAACAGACUGCUUAAUCUCUCCAUGUCACCUCUUUUAGACUCUGAAGUUAAGGAGAGAGUAGCAAGUGCAUUAUAUGAAUUGGCACUUUGACCAAAAUACCUUUAUUAUAAAGAUGAACUCUGUGGAUGAAUUUCUCAUAUUAAUUUCUUUGGAUUGUAUUUGUGAAAAUGCUGUGAACACAACAGACUUCUCACUCUCUUAAAUUAUGGUGAACAGCAUCUUUUAAUUCUGAUAUUUUACUCUGGCUUCAUUAUUGUUCUUUGGUGAUGAUUUUUUUUUUUUAGGAAUAUUAGUUGCAAUCUUUUGGUAGAACACUGGGUUGGAUGUGGUACUGAUGUAAUUACAACAUUCCUAUUGACAUUCUUUGAUUGUAAUUGUCAGUUAUUGAAGGUUACUGCAACUUUCCUUCUUUGCUUUUCUUUUUUUUUUAGAUGCUACUGUGUAGCCUCAACAUGAAUCGGUAAAUUUGUUUAAAUAUCCUGCUCCAUGUUAAAUGCAAAUGUUUAUAAAGGACCUUGUUAGAUAUGAAUUAAUACCUUGUAAGAUUUUCAUAUUUUAGUAAAAACGAUCCUUGCCUGUCCAGAUUGUGAUAUUAAUAUUUAUUUCAAGUAAAGGAAUUGGAUUGCAUUUGAAAUCACUUGUCAUUCUGAAUUGCUUUUGGGGUUAUGUAGACUGUAAAAAUGUAAGGAAGCAAAGCUUUCGAAAGCUUUCUGAGACAUCUGUGCGAUGGGGUAGCAUUUAUUCCUAGAUGUUGUGUACAUCUUGCAUAUGUUAUGUCAAUUGAUAAUGCUGUUUGUUCACCCAAUGGAAUGUAGUAAAGGUUGUUUAUUAAUUUGUGCAUGUCCUAACAAAUGAUAGGAAUAUGGCAGGCUUUUUUCCUAAUCUGUUUUAUUCUCAUUCAUUUAUCGGAAAAGAUGGUAACUUCAAAAGUGUUGGUCAUUAUUCCAGUUUUACAUAUGUCCAUAAGGCUCUUCGGAUAUGGUUUAUAUGAAUUAAAGGCAUGUUUAGUUUGAUUUUAUUAUGUUUCUGACUGAAAUGAAACUAACUUCAGAUCCCCCCCCCUCCCCAUUUGGUAUGAAAUAAUCUCUUAAGCAUGGAAUGGACUGAAAAUAUCAUGAUAUAAUCUUUUGUUUGUAAUGUUUUGCAAUCACGAAAUUCACAAGAUCCUUGGAAGAGGUCUAAGAAUGUAAUGGAAUGUCACAAAUGACAAUCUCAUACGUAUUCUUUUGUUGAACCUUUACCAAAGUUUUAAUAAUAGUGAUAAUAAAUUGGUUCUUAUAUAGUGCAUAGUCAAUAAAAAUUGCUCUAUGCACUUUGUACAAAUUGCUCUCCAAUAUUACAGUUACACUACAACAAAAAUAAAUGUUUUAAAAUUUCUUUUAAAAUAUUCAACAGAAGUACAUGAUCAAAGGUGAAUUGGUAAACUAUUCUAUAAUUUGGGACCGCAAAAAUCAAAACUACCCCCCCCCCCCCCCCCCUUUGAAAUAACUCUAGGAAUUUGUAAAAUUGUAGUGUCUUUACAAGAACGAACAGGUUUUGAAAUAGAUCAGAUAACAUUUUCUUUCUUUUAUAAAAGCAAACUCUUUGAGAGUAAGGUAUUUUUUACCACGAUAGAUCAUUUUAGAAACGGUCACAAUUUGAAAUGUAAAUUUUGUUUAAUUUUGGCUCAAAUUUCAGCACUUCAUAUUCUGAUCAUUUGUUAAGUCAUGCACCUGAACUCAACUUGAUCUUGACCUUAAUAUAUAAUAUAAUUUGUUGAUUAUCCCUUUGUGUUGGUAAUGGGUAGGAAUCCACAUUUGUCAAAUACUGUGGAAGAUAUUUGGCCAUGUCAGUGUGUAAUCUAUAAACGGUGCUUAAAGUGUAUGUCAAGUCAAAUUUAUUCAUGUUGUGCAAUCCUCAAAUAUCUAUUCGAUUUUCCCUGAAGAGUUCUAUUUUCAUUUUCUUAGAAUUUUUUUCUAGUGAUUCUAUUCUUCAAGUAUAGAUUGCAUCUUAAUAUUUUCUCAUUCCAUUUUAUAUCCCGUAGUACAAUUCAUUUUGUAUAAUGUCCAUUUUCCAGGUCUUAAGAAUAACAGUUAAAGUCAAACACUGUAAACAUUAAUCAAAUCAGCUGUUGCUAUGCUAAGACGUACAUUUUAUGAAGAAAUACAUUGCUAGUUGAAUGCACAGAUCUUGGUUAGUUCAGGCAGUGUUUGUAGGCUUUAAUGAGAUGUACACAAAUCAUAUUCUACGGGGCCCAUCGGAGCAUUGCAAUAACACAAGUGCCUGAAAAAGAAAGACUACCGAUUCAUACCAGUGCAUAUCACUGUAUAGUGGGGGAAGACUUACAAAAAAGAAAGGAAAUGUUGUAGCACAAGCAUGGUUUGUAGAUGCUGGAUGUUUUUUUAAUUCUUUUAUUGAUAUGUGUGAUAAUUAUAUUAUACAAUACACAAUAUGAAAGCUGAAUCUUCCUUGUGAAUUCAGAGCCAAAGUUGAAGUCAUGGAAUUUCAAGGAAAAACCAAUUGAUUUUUAUCAGCGAUUUUCCUUAAGCCUCGGUUUGCUCAAUCUCGGAAAUUUAGCUCAGUCAUCCCACUACGUCAUUAUUUGCAAGAUUUGAGAUACCCCAUCUCCAUCAGUACGAUUGUGGGAAUAUUCCUGUGAGUGUGAAAUGAGACUUCGGGCUGUGAAAAAGGCUGCUCUGGGUUGCAUGUUUGAUAAGCAUGCAAUCUUAUACCAAGUGCAUAAUACUCAACAAUUACAACCUGGAAAACUAGUGAAAUAACUUGUUAAUUUGCAAACGGUUCUAAGUUGUGUUCCGGAGAUCGAGUCAACAAGACAUCCUCCUAGUUUUGUCUUUGUUAUACACAAAUCUCAUGAUUGUUUUGGUUGGGAAAUUUUGCUGUACCAGAAAUCGCUGGAUAAUUUGAAAACUAAGGCUUACUCAUGCACCUACUUUUUACGUUUUUAAAACCUCAGAGUGAAGAGAACUUUCAGAAAUCUAUUCUUGCAUAAAACCAUAAGCCAAUUAAGAUUGACUUGUUAACAAAGCAAUGUUGCUGCAAGUUUUUGAGUUGAAUAAAUUUGUCAAGCCAAAGUUAUUUUGAAAGAUUUCUUAUUCUAAAGAUGUCUGUCAGAAAACUUUAUAACUGAAUCUAUUUUUGUCACUCGAAGUUAUCUAAUGAAUAAGAUAUAAGCAGAGACUAUUUCGUAGUUUGCACAGAUAUUAAAAUAAACAGUUAAUAUAUGGAUCUAAUUUUGUACUUAAUUUAAUUGUAUUGUGCUGCUGCUUGCUGCAUGGUUAAUUUAAUAUUCACAGAAUCAUGGAAUUUGACCAAGAUAUGCUGACGGUAAUGACCCAGAAUUUUUUUUAUAUAUUAGCUGCACCAGUUACACAUUUGAGCGAGCAGAGACAACUUUAUUGCUUUACCGACUAGUUGCACCACCUAGACAAAGAUGAAUAUGAUGUAUAAUGACUGCCUGAAUACUGGAAGUAUAUGAUUAGCAUUGGAUGGGAGAGGGGAUAAAAGGGGUAGCAGGUAAUCGGGAUUGGAGACUAGAGUGUGGAAGAUUGUUUUUAGAUGAAUUGUGUAUAGGACUAUUUUUGUAAAACUUGAAUUUUUUGUCGAUGUUCUCAAUUUCUCACAAGCAUUUGUUCCAAGAUAGAUUUGUAAAGAGGAAAAUGUCAUGGUGCUUUCAUUACAUACAAAACGAGUUAUCCUUCUAUUAUCUUUCUCUCUUGCUCCGAUUUCUAUCUCUGUAACUUCAUUCUUUUCGAGACCUCUGCAGUUGUCUUCUAGUUUUUGAGAUGUCUUCUAGAAUUCAAAUGCAGUUUGAUAUGUAUAAACUUUAUUCUUUUGUUGUAAAGAUUUUUUUAAAUGACGCUUCAAAAUGGCAUAUGUCUGCGAAGAAUUCAUCGCAGGGUGUGUUUGUACAUGUAGGUAGGCGACAGCAUUGAGUUGCAAAGAGCUGCAGGAAGUUCCAGAGGAAAAAGACCAGCCAGAGAUAUCUCGCUGACCAGAUUUUAAUUUUUGUCUUCAUUUAUUUAAGGAAAUGAUCAAAAUAAAAGAGAAAAGAUAACAUUUGCCUUUUCAUGAUACAAGUGUAAUUCUUUGUAAAGAUGGGAUAACUGUACUAAGAAAAGGUGUUUUGAUUUAUACUUGAGGCAGAUAUGUAAUAUAUGUUUUAUCUAGUGAAAAGUGAUUACAUUGAACUGAACUUGUUGAUUUGUGCGUACUUUGAUAUGUUCUUUUAUGUUUUGUGUAUAUGUUUCAUCUGGAAGUUAGUUUAGUUCAGUGUACAUCUUACGUUGGUCCCAUGUGCAAACUUGUCUUUGAAGGAAAACAGAACACUACAGAGGAAUUUUCAUAUUGUUUUUUGUGUAGUAUCUAAUGUAGCUUUAGAGACAAUUUUUUUUUCAUUGUGUAUGUUUCUAGACAUGGAAUCUCUUGAUGUUUGAUGAUGAAGAAAAGAGAAAUUUAAAUUUAAGUUGUGUAAUUCCUUAACCAAGUGUGUUGGGGAAUAUUGAAUAUUGUAUAGGCUGAUGAAUUAUACAGUACAUUUUUUUGUUUCUGUACAUUGCCUGUAACAAGAUAACACAAGUUUAUACGUCAACAUGAAAUAAAAUUGUAAA